This is a messenger RNA of Coffea arabica (coffee), 794 nucleotides long. Lineage: Eukaryota; Viridiplantae; Streptophyta; Magnoliopsida; Gentianales; Rubiaceae. The record is from RefSeq and is a predicted model, not a curated record.
AUUUGUUUCUAUGGCACAAGUGCUUGAGCUGCACUUUUGUUUGAUACCUUGCAUUCUGAUGAUUUGCAUGAAUGCUUGAAACUUGAAUGUCAGUGUUGAGGGAACUUCUACCAGAUGAUAUUCAAUUGCUUGUGUUGGUUUGAGUUAGCUUUUCUUUUUCUUUUUUUUUUUCUGAAAACCUUGCCUGUCCAUGUAAUGCAGAAUAAUAAAAGGGAUACAUUCAGACGUUUCAAAUGUUGUUCGUGCUGAUGAGUUUUUUGAGUAUAAAGAUCCAGUGGAUGGUUCCAUCUCUAAGCAUCAGGGUAUCCGAUAUCUGUUUGAAGAUGGUUCGCGAUUGGUUUUCUGUCUUUCUGGAACUGGAUCAGAGGUUGCUACUAUUCGUGUUUAUAUUGAGCACUAUGAGAAGGAUUCUUCAAAAACUGGCAGAGAUUCUCAAGAAGCACUUGCUCCUUUGGUUGAAGUUGCUAUUAAGCUCUCUAAGAUGGAAGCAUUCACUGGCAGAUCUGCCCCCACAACCAUCACAUAAGAACAUGCUGUUACGCAGUUUAACAGAUUUGUAUGUCUUAACAGCACAAAUAAAUGGUAUAACUGCUGUUAUGAGUCAAUAAUGCUCCACUCUACGGAUACUCCAUAUCGACUUGUGUAAUUUUUGUGUUUCUGCGGCCUCAAUAUGGUGGACAUAUUUGAUGAGAAUAUCUGUGGACUUGGGUUUCCAGUUUUGCACGUAAAAACUUUGGAUGGUCGGGUAACUUUCGGCACCUCAUUCCCUUUAAUCUAGCGUCUCUUUUACGGUA